Molecule: messenger RNA, 1068 nt
Organism: Amaranthus tricolor (Joseph's coat)
Lineage: Eukaryota; Viridiplantae; Streptophyta; Magnoliopsida; Caryophyllales; Amaranthaceae
Exons: 1
Coding region: 1-1068 (355 amino acids)
Source: RefSeq, a predicted model, not a curated record
AUGGGGCCUCCGCUAUCCAAACACGUAUAUGUCGCUGAAGGGGAGUCCAAGACGCGGAAUUUACUAGAUGGAGGUAACGAUUCGAUGUUCAACCGGAACAGGAAGGACAUAUUCUUCGCCGUCCGGAAUGAGUUGCCAACUCCACCUCCUACUACCACCUCUUCUGAUCGAUGCAACUACAAUCUGUGGUGCGAUUACCACAAAGAACACGGCCACACUUUGGCCCAAUGCCGCGAACUCAAACGAAUCCUACAUCAACUGGCCGAUGAGGAAAAAUUGUCCAGGUUCAUCAACCGGAAGGACUUUGACGCAAGAAGAAAAACGGAAAGGAAGCCGUGGAAUCAAAGACGCAGAUCCCCCAAGAGGGAUGAGGCAAGUCGCGAAAGUUCCAACACACAAGGAACUAUCAACAUGAUUUUUGGAGGAUACACUGAAGAAUAUCCUACCAUCCGCGCCGCAAGAAAUAGCGUCCACACCCUGUUAAAAGGACCUCCAAAAGCCACAUCAAGCAGACCGACCAUGAGGUUCGAUGCCACGACCUCCCAAACGCUGCAACAACCACAUACUGACCCUCUGGUGGUCACCCUCAAAAUCGGGCAAAUGAAAGUCAAGAGGGUACUGGUAGACACCGGAAGCACGACUGAUCUUAUAACGAUGGAAUGCUUGAAUAAGAUGAAGUUCGAAGAAAAGCACUUACAACCCCUUGAUAAACCCUUGAUCGGGUUUGGGGGAAGUCAGGUCAUUCUACUAGGCACGAUCAUUCUCCCCAUGCGGGUAGGGGAAAGAAAUGAAAGCAGAACCGUGCCCAUACAAUUCACGGUGGUGGAUCUCACAUUCCCCUUCAACGCCAUCAUGGGGCUUCUACUCAUCAACAAGAUCAAAGCCGCAAUCUUCCCUCAUCAACUCCUGCUACAAUUUGAGCGGGAUGAUGGACAAGUGGGUAUCCUCAAAGGGGAUCAGGUGACGGCACGCCAAUGCCUCAUCAACACCUUAAAACGAGGAGCUUCCAUCACCCCCUCCAAAAGGGAAAGGGAAGAACAUUCAGCCUUUGAGCCUUCAUUCCAUUGA